ACUCUUUUAAAACGUAGUCUUUCAGUAAUGAUCAAGCGUUACUAAAAUUUUCAUGAAAAUUCAGUUACUAGUAUAUCAUAUAUAUGACUCAUAUCCAUAUAUAUAUAUAUAUAAUAUAUACGAUUGCCUCACAAGGAAACAAAAAUCCUUCAAAAUUGAACUAACAGUAAAAUUAUACUAUUUCAUGGCGGAAAGAAACUGUAAAUAUAUUGGAAGAAAUGAAGAAAAGACUUCUUAAUUGUUAUAAGGAUUUAAGUGGGAACACCAAAAUGUAUAUUUUAACAGUUUUGCAAAUUAUACUGAAAACUUGAGGUCCUAAAGCAGCGAAAAGAUUACUUGACUUUAUACAGUUUACAGUUAUAUAGUAUAGUAACCGGAUGUUCAACAGACCCACGCACACAGCCCUUAUAUGGGCUGCAGUGAUAAAAGCUGACCUGAUACAUUCCCGAUAGUGGAAAACUUAAGAGACAAUUCAAUAUUUGGUACAGAAACUCCAAAGACAUUGUAACACGGACGGAAUUGCUCAUGUUUCAAAUGUACAAUAUGUUAGUUUUCAGUUUUACAGUACAUAAAUAUAAAAUAAGCCAUAUAUAUAUAUCGAUAAGAACGCAUCUUUUUUUCUUUCAGAAGUAACAUAUUGCUAAGAUUAUAUAUUUUACAUAUAUUCAUUAUUUCACCGACUGUAAACUAAAAUCCGUUUGUGACUCAUCGCAAUCAAUUAUAUUUAUAUAAUUAUGUUAAUAUUUUUAACAUAUAAAGAAUCUAAAACAAAGUGUAAAUGGCCUUCAUAAGGUAGCACUGACAGAGAACCUGUCAAGUAUCAAGAGACAGAACGUUAAGUGAAAAUAGUUGCAUGUUUAUCAAAUGUGGAUAUCUAAACUAUAAAGAAAACAUAGUAUGGAAAGUUUCCAAGGACUUUCUGAUCGUGUGAGGAGAGUUUUCUCAGAGACAGUUCAGCUGGGACUAAAGCCUACGUUAAACGAUCAUAAAGUUCCACAACUUUUCAGGGAACCAGGCGUUAUCAAUGGUUAUAGAAAACCUCACCAACCAUUCCGGUAUUAUCUGAUAAGUCUUUUUCAAAUUCACAAUGAGACUGUCAACGUUUGGACACACAUUGUUGGUUUCUUUGUCAUUUGGUUCGCAAUGGCAGAAUAUUACGAAAAACUUGAUUUCUGGAAUAAUAAACAUUCAUGGGCUAUGUUGGUUCUAGGAUGCUGUGUUUUAAUCGCUUGCUUUGUCAGUUCUUGUGUACAUCUUAUGCAUUCCAAGUCAGAAAAUUGGCAUUACAACGCGUUUAUGAUUGACUACAUCGGUGCUGCACUAUAUGCGUAUGGAUCAGGCGUCAUGGCCUUUUACAUAUGCUCAGACCGAGAGACAUACUAUGUUAUUGAGAAAUAUUACUUUCCAAUUUUAUGGUUUUACUCAUUAUUCAAUUACACUGCUAUGUGCUUCGCAAAGGUUUACUAUGGUUCUGAUACCCACAAUAGGAAUAGGAAAUUGAUAAUGGUGGCUGCGAUGGCUGGUCAUGCGAUAUUGCUUACGAUACCAAUGGGACCAAGAUAUAUUAAAUGCUAUAUGGAUGAGACCUGUAGUCUUUCAUCGUUAAAUCACCUAACUAUUUGUUAUAUUCUUUUUGCGCUUCAAGCCUUUUUCUUUGCGAGUCAUCUUCCGGAGGUUUUGAUCCCAGGAAAAUUCGAUAUUCUUGGACAAGGACACCAGAUAUUUCACGUGCUCUCGACCAUUUGCCAAUGCGCACAAUUCAAUGGAAUAUACCACGAAAUACACACAGGUCACGCCGCUCACGGUGACCCUGAUCUCACACACUUAAUAUUUUCUACAAUUAUGUUGAUAAUUCUUCAGGUUGUUGUCAUGCAGUUUAUGCGAAAGAUGAUUCCAGUCAAAUCAACUAAAUCCUGCUAGAAUUGCAUUUCGCCGGUGGUUCUAGAUUAGCCGUCAACGACUUCUAAAACGACUGUUUUACUUCAUCACAUUAUAGAGAAGCGUUUCACGGGCCAGACAAUGUAGUUAAUAGAGAUCGAAUGUUGAUGCGAUGUUUUUCUAUCUUUGAAGGGUUUUUUUUUUCGCUUCUUAUGUUUUCAAUUUAAUUUUUAAACGGGUUUACUAUAUCUUUAAAAUUUGCUUGGUUGGGUACGUUCAACUGAAAUGGGAAACAAAAAAUGUGACAAAAAGAUGUACUGAAUGCUUUUUUUUUUAAUCUAAAUGGUUGAAUGCCAAAUUGUACAAGUGUAUAUAAAAGUAAGCUAAUAGGUUGAUCAGGAAAUGUUAGUAUUUUUUCAUGUUUUUGUGCAGUUGUUAUUCAAUUUGUACAGGAAAACAAAUAUAUAUAUAUUUUUUCAAUGUUACGAAUGUUCAGUGUAAACCACGUAAAGAAUGAAUGUAUUUUUAGAAAUUAAAUGAUGUCUAUUGUA
This is a messenger RNA of Mytilus californianus (California mussel), 2429 nucleotides long. Its product is annotated as membrane progestin receptor alpha-B-like. The record is from RefSeq and is a predicted model, not a curated record. The transcript has 3 exons. Gene Ontology annotation, cellular component: plasma membrane. Gene Ontology annotation, molecular function: steroid binding; nuclear steroid receptor activity. Lineage: Eukaryota; Metazoa; Mollusca; Bivalvia; Mytilida; Mytilidae. Gene Ontology annotation, biological process: response to steroid hormone. Bases 898 to 1920 code for a protein of 340 amino acids.